Messenger RNA from Symbiodinium necroappetens, 788 nucleotides. The record is from the annotation of a GenBank genome assembly. Lineage: Eukaryota; Dinophyceae; Suessiales; Symbiodiniaceae.
GUCCGGACAACACCUCCCUGGUGUUCCUCAACGAUGCCUCCAUCUUGGAAAAUCUCCGAGUGCGACACGAGGUGGACGACAUCUACACAUACACGGCGAGUGUCUUGUUGGCAGUGAACCCGUACCACGACAUCGAAGGGCUUUAUGGUGAGGAGCAGUGCGCACGCUAUCGUGGGAAGCACAUCGGUGCUCUACCGCCGCAUCCUUAUGCCAUCGCCGAUACCGCUUACCGAGCCCUGGUGCGAGAGCGCAGAAACCAGGGCUUCGUUAUUUCUGGCGAGAGUGGUGCGGGAAAGACAGAAACUGCCAAGAUCGUCAUGGAGUACUUGGGCUUUGUUUCCGGAUCCUCCAACCAGACGACGGCGCAGAUCCAGCGCAGAGUUCUUCAAGCGCAGCCUAUUCUGGAGUCCUUCGGUAACGCCGUUACCAUGAGGAACAACAACUCCUCACGAUUCGGCAAGUACAACCGCAUCUUCUUCGACGAGUCUGGUACACUCGUCAAUGCUUCUGUGACGACCUACUUGUUGGAGAGCUCCAGGGUUGUGUCCCACGCCAAGCGCGAGCGCACCUAUCAUUGUUUCUACGAGAUGCUCAGUGGACUCUCCGAUGAAGAGCUCUCGAAGCUGCAUCUGGAUCGAAGUGAGCCCUAUCUCCUCCUUACCGGCGAGGCCGAAGAUCUCGACUGGAAUGCUCAAUUCGAGGAGCGAGACCAGAAGCACUUCGACCGCCUUUGGUUUGCUUUGGCGGAGGUCGGCUUCAGUGAGCCGGACAUCAACGCCAUCUUCCAG